Sander lucioperca (pikeperch) is the source of this 1515-nucleotide messenger RNA. RefSeq names its product tubulin alpha chain-like. The record is from RefSeq and is a predicted model, not a curated record. The coding region runs from base 119 to 1471 and encodes 450 amino acids. Gene Ontology annotation, molecular function: structural constituent of cytoskeleton; GTP binding. Gene Ontology annotation, cellular component: cytoplasm; microtubule. Gene Ontology annotation, biological process: mitotic cell cycle; microtubule cytoskeleton organization. The transcript is spliced from 4 exons. NCBI's taxonomy places the organism in Eukaryota, Metazoa, Chordata, Actinopteri, Perciformes, Percidae.
AGUAUAAAACGCCUCGCUAAAGCCUGGAGGCAGCGUUUCACUCAGCCCUCCUAAAAGCUGUGCGAUAAUAUCAGUCUUUUUCGCCUUAUUUCAUCCCUCUAUCUCAGCGGCAGGAAACAUGCGUGAGUGUAUCUCGGUGCACGUUGGCCAAGCCGGUGUCCAGAUUGGCAAUGCCUGCUGGGAGCUUUACUGCCUGGAGCACGGGAUCCAGCCGGACGGACAGAUGCUCGGGGACAAGACCAUCGGCGGAGGAGACGACUCCUUCACCACCUUCUUCAGUGAGACCGGUGCUGGGAAGCACAGCCCCAGGGCCAUUUUUGUGGACCUGGAGCCCACUGUCAUCGAUGAGGUGCGCACGGGGACUUACCGCCAGCUGUUCCACCCCGAGCAGCUGAUCACCGGCAAAGAGGACGCUGCCAACAACUACGCCCGCGGACACUAUACCAUCGGCAAAGAGAUCAUCGACAUGGUGCUGGACAGGAUCCGCAAACUGGCGGACCAGUGCACGGGCCUUCAGGGCUUCCUGGUUUUCCACAGCUUCGGCGGUGGCACUGGCUCUGGUUUCACCUCCCUGCUGAUGGAGCGUCUGUCUGUGGACUACGGCAAGAAGUCCAAGCUGGAGUUUUCGGUCUACCCGGCUCCUCAGGUGUCCACGGCCGUGGUGGAGCCGUACAACGCCAUCCUGACCACCCACACCACGCUGGAGCACUCGGACUGUUCCUUCAUGGUGGACAAUGAGGCCAUCUAUGACAUCUGCCGCAGGAACCUGGACAUUGAGCGCCCGUCUUACACCAACCUGAACCGGCUGAUCAGUCAGAUCGUGUCCUCGGUCACCGCCUCCCUUCGUUUCGACGGUGCCCUCAACGUCGACCUGACGGAGUUCCAGACCAACUUGGUGCCAUAUCCCCGUAUCCACUUCCCCCUGGCCACCUACGCACCAGUCAUCUCGGCUGAGAAGGCUUACCACGAGCAGCUCUCGGUGUCCGAAAUCACAAACGCCUGCUUUGAGCCGGCCAAUCAGCUGGUGAAAUGCGACCCUCGCCACGGCAAAUACAUGGCUUGCUGCCUAUUGUAUCGCGGCGACGUGGUGCCCAAAGACGUUAACGCCGCCAUCGCCACAAUCAAGACCAAGCGCUCUAUCCAGUUUGUGGACUGGUGCCCCACUGGUUUCAAGGUGGGCAUCAACUACCAGCCGCCCACUGUGGUUCCUGGCGGAGACCUGGCCAAGGUGCAGCGGGCCGUGUGCAUGCUGAGCAACACCACCGCCAUCGCUGAGGCCUGGGCUCGCCUCGACCACAAGUUCGAUCUGAUGUACGCCAAGCGGGCCUUUGUCCACUGGUACGUGGGCGAGGGGAUGGAGGAGGGCGAGUUCUCGGAGGCCAGAGAAGACAUGGCGGCCCUGGAGAAGGAUUACGAAGAGGUCGGAGCCGAUAGUGUGGGAGAGGAGGAGGAUGACGGAGAGGAGUAUUAAGCAGGCAUCUGUUUGAUAUCAAAAUAAAGCUUUUGUUCACUGCA